Messenger RNA from Cantharellus anzutake, 411 nucleotides. RefSeq lists its product as uncharacterized. The transcript has 3 exons. The record is from RefSeq and is a predicted model, not a curated record. NCBI's taxonomy places the organism in Eukaryota, Fungi, Basidiomycota, Agaricomycetes, Cantharellales, Hydnaceae. The annotation marks the transcript as partial.
AGACUCAAGCGAUUAGCGGGGCAACAGUCCCGGCAAAUGCCAGAACCUCUGGAAUUGAAGGCGACCCGGUUAAUAUACAAUAGGGAGGAGACCGGGGAAGGAGGAGGGUUUCGCAAACGACAAGGACAACGAGCAAUAAGGAAAGAAAGACAGAAGUUACAGCGAGCAAGGAAACAACCGAAAAAAGGAAACCUAGAAAAACCUAAACGAAGGAAUGUCUUCGUCAAAAAACAGCAUACAGGACAAAAGAAAAGACUAAGAAAGAACACGCCUUCAGCAGAGGAAAGGUAUAAGAGGGCCAGAGCCCUGUAGGGAUGAGAUUGCCCGGAAGAAUCGACCCAGGAAUGCAGCGGCAAAAACCUGAAUCGGCAUGACUGUAACCUCGGAAGGCACAGUAUGCGUAAGGCCGAC